Messenger RNA from Cylindrotheca closterium, 381 nucleotides. The record is from the annotation of a GenBank genome assembly. Lineage: Eukaryota; Bacillariophyta; Bacillariophyceae; Bacillariales; Bacillariaceae.
AUGAAUAAAUGGACAAACGAAGACCUUCGAGUUGCGAUCGUAUUCAAGAUCAUUGGAAGAUGCAAGGAAAAGUACUACCAGAAGAUGCCAAAUGACAGGGCUUCUAGGAUGGAACUUUGGCAAAAAGUACGGCGUCUUCCUCACCCAGCAGAGCGGUACUUUGAUGGAUUCGGCGACAAUAGCGGAUUCAGUGACUCUGAAUCCGAUGUCAACUCGAGCGACUCUGAAUUCGAAGUUGUCCGUGGUUCCAGCGUUGAUGGUGGAUUCAGUGACUCUGAAGACGAUGUCGACCGUGGUUCCAGCGAUGAUGAUGUAGUUAGCGACUCUGAAUCUGAAGAUGGUAGUUUUGAUGCUAUGUGCCGCGUUGUUGUGCUAGUGUGA